Molecule: messenger RNA, 1026 nt
Organism: Penicillium robsamsonii
Lineage: Eukaryota; Fungi; Ascomycota; Eurotiomycetes; Eurotiales; Aspergillaceae
Product: bifunctional triacylglycerol lipase/ester hydrolase
Exons: 4
Coding region: 1-1026 (341 amino acids)
Biological process (GO): lipid storage
Cellular component (GO): lipid droplet
Molecular function (GO): lipase activity
Source: RefSeq, a predicted model, not a curated record
AUGGCACCCGAAAUUACCCCAAAUACCUUUCUCACCACCACAGUUUCUCCGUCAGACCAGAAAACGACAAUCUUCUUCAUCUCCGGCAAUCCGGGUCUGAUCGGCUAUUACCACCCAUUCCUCUCUCUACUCUCAAAGUAUCUAGACGAGCCAAAAGAGCAACAUGCACCAAAUUUACCAUCAUUUCAAAUCUACGGCUGUUCUCUCAGCGGCUUUGAAAUCGACCAACACCAGCCCCUACCGUCACAGAACAAUGGCAUCGAUCUCGAUCUCGAUCUCGAAGACCAGAUCUCCUUUGUUCAGGGAAAGCUGGCUGCCCUGGUGGGAGACGAACCAAACGGUAACGGUAAUGAUACUGUGAAUGCCGGAACCAGACAAAAAGUCAUCCUGAUCGGACACUCCGUUGGCGCAUAUAUCGCCAUGGAAAUCCUAAGACGACACCGCGAGGAAAAUCCAGAAAGUCCCUUCGAUAUCGUCGGCGGAGCGAUGCUCUUCCCAACUGUCAAGGAUAUCGCAGCGUCGCCUUCGGGGCAGAAAUUAACGACUCUACUAUCGAUCAUUCCACGCCUUGCUGUGGUGGUUAGUUUCCUCGCUCGACUACUUACACUCCUAUUCCCGGCAUCGCUUCUUCGAUCUGUGGUCCGGCUCGUCAUGGGUGAUCCCCCCGUUCAUGCUUUGGAUACUACCUGUGCUUUUUUGAAGAGUUCGCGUGGUGUACGACAAGCUUUAUAUAUGGCUGCUGAUGAAAUGCGGACUAUCACCUCGGACAAAUGGAGUGAUGAUGUCUGGGGUGCUGCAUCAGCACGUGAGCCUAUCGCUAAGCUGUUUUUCUAUUUCGGUCGUAAUGAUCAUUGGGUAGCUGAUCAGACGAGGGAUGAGAUUGUUGCGGUACGCGGGCGGAAGGGAGGGCAAGUUGGGCCGACUAUGGUUGUUUGUGAAGAGGGUUUGCCGCAUGCCUUUUGUUUGAAACAUAGUGAUGUGAUGGCGCGAAAGGUUGCGGGUAUGAUUGGGCAGAUUGUGGCCUGA